UUUAAACUCUACGUUCUUGAGCGCUUAAAGACUCCCGAGUUGUUAUGAGUGUGUUACCGAAACAUCGAUACACCAUGUAUAGUGCAUAGAGAUCGCAUCUCCUACUUCGAGACGUGGCCAUGGUAUUGGGCCAUCAGCAGCCAAAUGAUGGCGGCGCGGCAGUCUCCGAUGAGCGGACCGAGAGCGGCGUCGCCAUUGAAGACAAGACGGCAUUGACUUCGCACAAUGUGAGCAGCAACAGUUCAGAAGACGGGGAGCGGACCAAGUCUGGGGCUACGAAGCAAUCAAUAUGGCGCCGAGUAUACGACACCGUCUACUGGACACCGCCGCGUCUGCGAUGGGAUCCGUCUUCACCGCCCAAGUUCUCCAUGGCUCUCAACAUACUGUUCGGUUUCGCUGGAGCGUUCACCGUGGCAAAUCUGUAUUAUAAUCAUCCUAUCCUGAACAUCUUGGCUGAGGACUUCGGUGUACCUUAUGUCAAGGUGGCAAAUAUCCCAACUUUAGCGCAGGCUGGCUAUGCAACCGGUUUGUUGUUCCUCUGUCCGCUUGGCGACAUGCUAGAGAGACGACCUUUCGUGCUGACCUUGGUCUUCUUCACGGCGGCGAUGAGUAUUGGUUUGGCUGUCACGAAAUCGCUCGCCGUCUUCGAGGCAAUCCAGUUCAUCACGGCCGUAUCAACGGUAACGCCGCAGCUUAUGCUUCCUCUGGUGGGCGAUCUGGCACCACCCAAACGACGAGCCGCCGCCAUGUCAAUUGUUGUGUCUGGACUUAUGCUUGGUAUUCUGCUGGCCCGUCUGCUUUCUGGCAUCAUGACGCAGUACGUGUCCUGGAGGUACGUCUACUGGCUUUCGGUGGCCUUGCAGUUUGCCAUCUUCGUGGGACUGUGGGCUUUCAUGCCAGAUUAUCCGGCUACGAACAAGGGGGGCAUGAACUACUUUAAGAUACUCGCCUCAAUUCCAGUCAUGGUCGUGAAGCAUCCUGUACUCGUGCAAGCGUGCCUAAUCUCGCUUUUCACCAGCGCAACGUUUACGAGCUUCUGGACGGUCCUUACCUUUUUGCUUGCGGGCGCGCCAUAUCACUACGAUCCAGUCAAGAUUGGCCUCUUUGCGCUUAUUGGCAUUGCUAGCAUGAUCUGUGGGCCAAUCUACGCCCGCGUGGUCAUCGAUCGUUUCGUACCUUGGUUCUCUGUCAUCCUUGGGAUGGGUUGGUGUCUGCUUGGUAUUAGUAUUGGGACCUACACUGGCACUUUCACCGUCGCUGGACCGGUCAUACAGGCGUUUUUCGGUGACUUCGGCAUGCAAACGGCACAGAUUGCGAAUAGGUCAGCCAUCUUCGCUGUCGAGCCGAAGGGCCGAAACAGAGUCAACACAGCCUUCAUGGUUGCCACCUUCUGCGGGCAGCUUAUUGGUACCUCUGCCGGUGCGCAUCUUUAUGCCAGAGGAGGCUGGAUCGCCAGUGGCAGCUAUAGUAUGGGCAGCAUAGGCAUGGCCUUGCUGAUCACACUUGCACGUGGGCCGUGGGAAGAAGGGUGGGUGGGAUGGCAUGGCGGUCUCAGCAUUUCCAAGAAGUCCAAGAACAGCGCAGACGGCAAGGUAGAGGAGCAGCGGAACGAGCUCAGGCGAUUGGACACCAACGAGCAGGUACCUCGGCUGGCGGAUGUUGAUGUGGAGAAGGCGGAAGGGCAUAGAGAUCAACAUCCACACCACCACGGCACCGACUGCCAGGAAGAAGUAAACGCUACGGACGCAGAGAAGGCGCUCGAGAUGCGCGCAGCGGAGGAUAUCCCUUAUGGUGAAACUACUCCAAAGAACGAUGCUGCAGAGUUGAGGAAAGACGACAGAACAGAGCCGGUUGCGCCGCAAGAACCGCAAGCUUGAUUCGAGCUUUGUACCGACAUCCUGCAUUUGGCGGCAUAGCGUGGUGUUCAAGCGAUCUGAUCCAGUAUAACUUAGACUUCACGAAUGGGCGAAUCUGUGCAGUCGAUGUGUCUAGCAUGUGAUCACCUAGGCGUCAGUGCAUCCUGCAUGGCGCUGAAACAUCAUCCUUGCUGUCCACGCGAGGAGUGUAGGGCUGCAGCUCCCGUGCAGCUUCUCCGCCG
This is a messenger RNA of Baudoinia panamericana UAMH 10762, 2098 nucleotides long. RefSeq lists its product as uncharacterized. Gene Ontology annotation, biological process: transmembrane transport. The transcript has a single exon. The record is from RefSeq and is a predicted model, not a curated record. Gene Ontology annotation, molecular function: transmembrane transporter activity. Lineage: Eukaryota; Fungi; Ascomycota; Dothideomycetes; Mycosphaerellales; Teratosphaeriaceae. Bases 120 to 1877 code for a protein of 585 amino acids.